AUGUUUAAGUUAUUGGGCCUAAUGCUCUUGGUGACGGCGGUUCUGGCACGUCCUGAACCGCCAGUGAACUCAUAUCUGCCGCCUUCAGAUAGUUAUGGUGCUCCAGAUGCCAACGGUGGUGGUGGCAGUGGUGGACGUCCUUCUGAUUCUUAUGGUGCUCCUGGCAAUGGCAAUGGCAACAACGGAGGUGGUCGUCCCUCAAGCAGCUAUGGCGCUCCAGGACAAGGUGGACAAGGACAGGGUGGCUUUGGAGGCAGACCCUCGGAUUCGUAUGGUGCUCCCGGCAACGGCAAUAACGGUGGUGGUCGUCCUUCAAGCAGCUACGGAGCUCCAGGACAAGGUGGACCGGGCGGCGGUCUAGGCGGCAAACCUUCGGAUACUUAUGGUGCUCCCGGCAAUGGCAAUAACGGUGGUGGUCGUCCAUCAAGCAGCUACGGUGCUCCAGGACAAGGUGGACAAGGACAGGGUGGCAUUGGAGGCAGACCCUCGGAUUCGUAUGGUGCUCCCGGCAAUGGCAAUAACGGUGGUGGUCGGCCUUCGAGCAGCUACGGAGCUCCAGGACAAGGUGGACCGGGCGGCAAACCUUCGGAUACUUAUGGUGCUCCCGGCAAUGGCAAUAACGGUGGUGGUCGUCCAUCAAGCAGCUACGGCGCUCCAGGACAAGGUGGACAAGGACAGGGUGGCUUUGGAGGCAGACCCUCGGAUUCGUAUGGUGCUCCUGGCAAUGGCAAUGGCGGAGGUCGUCCUUCGAGCAGCUACGGAGCUCCAGGACAAGGUGGACAGGGCGGCGGUCUAGGCGGCAAACCUUCGGAUACUUAUGGUGCUCCUGGCAAUGGCAACAACGGUGGCGGUCGUCCUUCGAGCAGCUACGGCGCUCCAGGACAGGGUGGACAAGGACAGGGUGGCUUUGGAGGCAGACCUUCCGAUUCGUAUGGACCUCCUGCUUCCGGCGCUGGCGCUGGAGGUGGUGCAGGCGGCAACGGCAAUGGAGCGGACUAUGACAACGAUGAACCCGCUAAAUACGAAUUUAAUUACCAAGUUGAGGACGCUCCAAGUGGGCUCUCAUUCGGGCAUUCAGAGAUGCGCGACGGUGACUUCACCACCGGCCAGUACAAUGUUCUGUUGCCCGAUGGAAGGAAGCAAAUUGUCGAGUACGAAGCUGAUCAGCAGGGAUACCGACCACAAAUCCGUUAUGAGGGCGAUGCUAACGAUGGUUCUGGUUCGGGAUCAGGAACUGGCCCUGGAGGUCAGAGUCUGGGUGCCGAUGGCUAUUCAAGCGGUCGUCCUGGCAAUGGCAAUGGCGGUGGUGGGUAUUCUGGUGGUCGCCCAGGUGGACAGGACUUAGGUCAAAAUGGGUACUCCAGCGGACGGCCCGGUGGUAAUGGAAACGGCAACGGUGAUGGUGGCUACCCCGGUGGUCGGCCAGGCGGACAAGAUUUGGGCCAAGGUGGCUACUCCAGUGGACGCCCAGGCAGCAACGGCAACGGUAACGGCGGUGAUGGCGGUCGUGUGAUCAUUGGUGGACGUGUCAUUGGCCAGGAUAACAACGAUGGACAGGGCUACUCAGGCGGACGUCCAGGAGGUCAAGGUCAAGACUUCGGGGCAGGUGGUUAUUCCAGCGGUCGCCCAGGUGGACAAGGACAGGAUCUGAACGGUCAGAAUGGCUAUUCCAGUGGUCGUCCUGGCGGUCGAUCGAAUGAUCAGGACAAUGAUGGCCAAGGCUACUCCAGCGGCAAACCAGGCCAGGGACGCAAUGGCAAUGGCUUCGGACCCGGUGGCCAGAACGGUGACAACGAUGGCAGUGGCUACAGAUAUUGAAUGGAAUCCACCCACCCACCAACAUCCACAGACAAACGAUUACAGGACACACUCACACAUCUUAGAUAAACUUUAGACAUUGAAAACCAUACCUCUAUUUUAAGACUUUUCCAGACAAUUAUGGAAACCCGACUUAUCGGGUGCCUAUACCUAUCCCUGUCCCCUGUCAAUCCCCAUAUACCUAAUGCCAACCUCAAGCCCCACCAAUCUUCAUCUUAUGCUAUCUCAUAUGCUAUCUUCCAUUUCAACACAUACAUAAAUAUUUCUUAGACCAUUGACU
Molecule: messenger RNA, 2098 nt
Organism: Drosophila willistoni
Lineage: Eukaryota; Metazoa; Arthropoda; Insecta; Diptera; Drosophilidae
Gene: resilin
Product: pro-resilin
Exons: 3
Coding region: 1-1818 (605 amino acids)
Cellular component (GO): extracellular matrix
Source: RefSeq, a predicted model, not a curated record